Mesocricetus auratus (golden hamster) is the source of this 1238-nucleotide messenger RNA. RefSeq names its product suppressor of cytokine signaling 1 (gene Socs1). The transcript is spliced from 2 exons. The coding region runs from base 160 to 798 and encodes 212 amino acids. The record is from RefSeq and is a predicted model, not a curated record. Gene Ontology annotation, biological process: phosphatidylinositol phosphate biosynthetic process; intracellular signal transduction. Lineage: Eukaryota; Metazoa; Chordata; Mammalia; Rodentia; Cricetidae. Gene Ontology annotation, molecular function: 1-phosphatidylinositol-3-kinase regulator activity. Gene Ontology annotation, cellular component: phosphatidylinositol 3-kinase complex.
CAAGCGCGGGCACCAGGUCCUAAGGUGGCCAUCCCAGACACGGGCCAGAAGAUUCGAGGCAGAGCCAGAACCCCAGGACGCAGAGGUCCCAAUCAGGGCAGGCGCGGGGCGCAGCCCCGGACGCUAUGGCCCACCCCUCCGGCUGGCCCCUCGUGUAGGAUGGUAGCACGUAACCAGGUGGCAGCCGACAAUGCGAUCUCCCCAGCAGCAGAGCCCCGACGGCGGCCAGAGCCCUCCUCAUCCUCGUCUUCGUCCUCGCCGGCGGCCCCCGCGCGUCCGCGGCCCUGCCCUGCGGUCCCGGCCCCGGCCCCUGGCGACACUCACUUCCGCACGUUCCGCUCCCACUCUGAUUACCGACGAAUCACGCGGACUAGCGCUCUCUUGGACGCCUGCGGCUUCUACUGGGGACCCCUGAGCGUGCACGGGGCGCACGAGCGGCUGCGUGCUGAGCCCGUGGGCACCUUCCUGGUGCGCGAUAGUCGCCAACGGAACUGCUUCUUCGCGCUCAGCGUGAAGAUGGCUUCGGGCCCCACGAGCAUCCGCGUGCACUUCCAGGCCGGCCGCUUCCACCUGGACGGCAGCCGCGAGACCUUCGACUGCCUCUUCGAGCUGCUGGAGCACUACGUGGCGGCGCCGCGCCGCAUGUUGGGGGCCCCGCUACGCCAGCGCCGCGUGCGGCCGCUGCAGGAGCUGUGUCGCCAGCGCAUCGUGGCCGCCGUGGGUCGCGAGAACCUGGCGCGCAUCCCUGUUAACCCGGUACUCCGCGACUACCUGAGUUCCUUCCCCUUCCAGAUCUGACAGGCCGCCGCCGUGCCCGCAGCAUUAAGUGGGGGCGCCUUAUUAUUUCUUAUUAUUAAUUAUUAUUAUUUUCCUGGAACCACGUGGGAGCCUUCCCCGCCUGGGUCGGAGGGAGUGGGUGUGGAGGGCGAGGUGCCUCUGGCUUCUGGCCAGAGACCCCAUCCUGCCUCUCGGGGGGGCCUCCCCUCCUGGUGCUCCCUCCGGGUCUCCUGGUUGUAGCAGCUUUUGUCUGGGGCCAGAAAGAACCUGAACUCCACUCCUACCUCUCCAUGUUUACAUAUUCCCAGUAUCUUUGCACAAACCAGGGGUGGGGGAGGGUCUCUGGCUUCAUUUUUCUGCUAUGCAGAAUACCCUAUUUUAUAUUUUUACAGCCAGUUUAGGUAAUAAACUUUAUUAUGAAAGUUUUUUUUAAAGAAAAAAAGAUUUCUGAAGUGUAUACU